Varanus komodoensis (Komodo dragon) is the source of this 1268-nucleotide messenger RNA. It is a transcript of the gene SULT6B1, whose product is annotated as sulfotransferase family 6B member 1. Lineage: Eukaryota; Metazoa; Chordata; Lepidosauria; Squamata; Varanidae. Gene Ontology annotation, molecular function: sulfotransferase activity. The record is from RefSeq and is a predicted model, not a curated record. The coding region runs from base 160 to 1161 and encodes 333 amino acids. Gene Ontology annotation, cellular component: cytoplasm. The transcript is spliced from 7 exons. Gene Ontology annotation, biological process: sulfation.
ACCGAGUGAUCUAGUACUUAUAUCAGUUUUACUUUGCAAAUGCAGCCAGGUUGCUUGGCUUCAUUAGGGAUUAGCUGUAAUGUUUAAACAGUGUAGAAGAGGGAAGAAACAAGGAAGCUUAUCUAACCAUGAAAUAUAAAAUACAAAAGGAUAAGCACAAUGCGGAAAAUGACUCCGCUUUUCAGACUACCCUUUAUAAAGGUGUUUGCUCUCCUUACAAUGCCUCAGUUGCCCACAACAGAGAAGGCAAUCAUGUCUGACAGAACAUUUGUAGAAGAAAUAGAGAAAGCACUGGAAAAAUCCAAAGGCCUGAAUCUCAGUGAACUUCUGUUUUCCUAUCAGGGGACUCUCUACCCGUCCACUGUAUGCAGCACAGAAAUGUUCCAAGCCCUGGAGAAGUUUGAAAGCAGAAAAGAUGACUUGGUGUUGGUGUCCUAUCCCAAAUGUGGUAUCAAUUGGCUCAUUCUGAUUGUGAAUGAUCUGAUUGCCACAACUUUGAAAACUAAGCAGGAGAAUGCAGAAUUACCAUUCAUUGAGUGUGGAGAUCCGGAUAAGUUUCAGAGGAUGAAACAGUUCCCAUCUCCAAGGAUUGUGGCCUCACAUCUCCAUUACAACAAUCUUCCCAAGUCUGUCUUCAAAAGUAAAGCCAAGGUACUGGUGCUGUUCCGAAAUCCUAAAGAUGUGGCUGCGUCAUUUUUCUAUUUUCACAAUAAUGCUCCAGGCAUUCCAAGUUAUGAUUCCUGGGAGAAGUUUUUUUCGGAAUUUAUGAAUGGGCAAGUUGCCUGGGGAUCUUAUUUUGACCAGGCAGUCACCUGGAACAAGCACAUAGAUGAUGAAAAUGUUCUGAUUUUGACUUAUGAAGAAUUAAAAGAGGACCUGGUUGCUGGAGUAAAGAAAAUAGCUGAAUUCUUUGGGUUUUCAGCUACUGCAGAACAAAUCCAGUCUAUUGCAAGCAGGGCUACCUUCCAAGCAGUGCGGGACAAAUCACAGGAGACGCAUGGUGCAGCUGGUCCACUUCUCUUCCGAAAAGGCGUAGUAGGAGAUUGGAAGAGCCUUUUUGAUGAAACACAGAGCCAGAAAAUGGAUGCUAAAUUUACGGAGUGUUUAGCAGGAACCAAGCUAGGAGCAAAGUUGAAGUAUGAUGUAUACUGCAAAGCUUGAGAGCUUUUUGUUGGUGAAAAGACCCAUUUUCACAAAGCUUUUAUUUACUUUCAUCUUUUCCAGAAAUACGUGAAAUCAGAAUAAAUAUUUCUCUUUGGCAAAUUGCA